CUGCAAACCAAAUUCUGAAAGUUCCCAUGUACAUGCAUUCCUCAUCAUCCACCCACCCACCAGCCCUAAUCAUCCUAAUAUUCCUCUUCUCUAUUAUUACUCUCUUAUACUCAUUAAUUAUUCAUUAAUCAUCAUCUCUAGGCUCAUGAUCAGUAACUAAUCUUAUAUUAUAUUGAUUCAUAUCAUCUCUUAUUCUUUAUCUUAGUAUAAAAGUAUAGUACCAUUGGUCUGAUCAUUAGUUUGGUUCAGAUCAUAUGGACACCUCCAAUUCUCAAGAUGGGUACUACUCAGACAUGGAUGAGAGCUUCUCCUUCACCUGCUGCGAUUUCAGUGAUGAUGAAGGGGACGACAACGACGAUGACGAAUCCUAUAUUGAAAUCGCGCUCGAGCCCUUGCCUACUAAGGACGACGAUGAUUCGAAGCUACGUGUCUCGUUUUCCUCCUCUAGGGUUCCCUUGAAAGAAUUAUUCGUGGAUCAAGUACCAACCCACCAAGUACUCCUAUCUUCUGAUGCUUCAUCAUCAUCAUCAUUGUCAUCAUCCUCAUCGUCUAAAUCUCGGGGGUCUGAGCUGAUUACUUCAGGCCUUCCGGGUACUAAUUCCAAAAGUAAUAAUAGUACGAGGAGGGUGCAAUUUUCGGCCAUCAAUCGAGUACUCAACGCCUUUGUGUCGAGUAGUAGGGUACCAUCAUCAGAGGAAACCGACCGGAUUGAUGAAAACCGGCGACUGGCCAGCGCGGAGAGCAGGAAAGCAUCUAAGGUCACAACCGCCAUAAACGGCAGCAUCACAAAGAUCUUGAUCAAGUUUCGCUCCAUCAAAAUCAGACCAAUGCUCACAUCAUUUGUGAAACCCCGUCAAGGCAAAGGCAAUAAGGUAAAAUCACAAGAGAUGAGUAGUACUAUCUGGAGUCAUCGGAAGCUGAUCAAGCCAUUGGAUAACCGGACAGUAGGAGAGGGCCGGGGAGAUUGCAGAAGAAAAAAAACCAAAACCUCGGCGGCGAUGGAUAUAAACAUGGAGGCCAUUAGAGGGGUGUUGGAAGCAAUUAGUAGUAUGAGCAUUGGUGGGAGGAGCAAGCAAACGAAGACGAAGAUGAAGAGCUGCCCGGGUUCGAUCAAGUGCUCGCCAAUUAAUGAGAGAGGAGUCGCAGAUCGGGAGAGUAGAGGUUACACCAGGGAGAACUCAGUCCAGGCUGCCAUUGCCCACUGCAAGAGAUCAUUUGGGCAAGCACAGGAGUUUAGUUUUUGAAAUUGAUCAAUUCAUUUUCCCGUGUUUCUUGUCCAGGAAAAAACCUUUCAAGAAAAUUUCUAGGACUUAUUCAAUCCCCAAGCGCAAAUAACCUUAGGACAGAAGGCCUGUUGCCGGGCCAUUGUGGAAGAACAUUGGGUUGGGCCCCCAAGCUUGGUGCCCAGCCCAAAGGUUUGGGGUGUCCAACCAUUAGUAGCUAGGUAGGUGGAAAAGGCCUAUCUAGCCUUUAUAAUAUAAUAUCAUCACUUCGUAGCAUGAUCUUAUCAGUGCUUUGUCAAAAAGUGACCAAUCACAACGUGUCAAGCACAUAAUUUGAUAUAAUUGCUUUGUAUAGAACUUGUUUUUUACUUUGUUCUUAUUUAUUUAUACAUGGUCUCAUUUGUUUA
Vitis vinifera (wine grape) is the source of this 1630-nucleotide messenger RNA. RefSeq lists its product as uncharacterized. NCBI's taxonomy places the organism in Eukaryota, Viridiplantae, Streptophyta, Magnoliopsida, Vitales, Vitaceae. The record is from RefSeq and is a predicted model, not a curated record. The transcript is spliced from 2 exons. Bases 255 to 1244 code for a protein of 329 amino acids.